Molecule: messenger RNA, 489 nt
Organism: Vigna unguiculata (cowpea)
Lineage: Eukaryota; Viridiplantae; Streptophyta; Magnoliopsida; Fabales; Fabaceae
Source: RefSeq, a predicted model, not a curated record
AUGACUCGACGAGCCAGGCCCAACGACUCGGAUGGACUCGACGAUCUGGACGGACCUGACGACCCAAACGGGCCCGACGACCCGGACGAGCCCGACACCCUAGACGAGCCUGGCGACUCGGACGAGCCUGAGGACCUACACGGGCUCGAUGACUUGGACGAGCCCGACGCCCCAGAUGGGCCUGGUGACUCGGAUGGGCCUGACGACAUACAUGGGCGUUACGACCCAAAUGGGCAUAACGAUAUGAAUGGACCAGACGACCCGAAUGGGCUGGACGAUCCAAACGGACCUGACGACUCAGAUGACCUAGACGGGCCCGAUGACUCGGAUGGGCUUGACGACCCGGACGAGCCGAACGACCCGAAUGUGCCCGACGAGUCGGACGGGCCUGGUGACCUACACGGGCCUUACGACCCAGAUGGCACAACGACACGAACAGGCACGACGACCCACAUGGGCCUUACGACCCGGACAGGCUCGACGUACUGA